UUGGAGAGACACUGAGGCAGCUCCUGCCAGGACAGUGGCAGCCACAGAAAAGGCUGAAAAUAACCGCUGAGAGGAGCAGAAUUCCUCCAACUGAGUGAUGUAGAGGAAAAAGGACCGAGUUGCUCGUGAAUAAAACAGCAGGACCCAUGACCCUGACACGAGGAUCCUUCACCUACUCAAAUGGCGAGGAGUACCACGGUGAAUGGAAAGAAGGUCUGCGUCAUGGCCUGGGUCAGCUGAACUUCAGCGACGGGACGUGCUACACUGGACAGUUUGAGAACGGUCUCUUCAAUUGCUGUGGGAUGCUGGUCUUCCCUGAUGGUUCCAGGUAUGAAGGUGACUUUGUGCAGGGGAAGUUCCAUGGUGCUGGAGUCUUCACUCGCUUUGAUGGGAUGAAGUUUGAAGGCGAGUUUAAAAGCGGUUGUGUGGAUGGCUAUGGAGUGCUCACGUUUACGGACAGCGGCCCCGGUGCUGGAGGCAGCAGCCAUGAGGGCCUGUUUGAGACCAACCAGCUGAUAAAGAGAGAGAACAGCCAGGAAGCCGUGCAAAGGGCACAGGCGGCCGCCGCCAAGGCCCGAGCACUGGCCAUGUGACCCAGAUGACAUGACCCUCAGUGCCCCGCUGAUCCACCUCCCAUCGUUCUGCUGUUGGAUUGAACAACGGUCAAAAACAAUCCUUACCUUAUCUUUCAUUUAUAAUCUAUUUUGUUCUUCAGCAUUUUUCUUUUUGUAUUAUUUCUUAA
Molecule: messenger RNA, 742 nt
Organism: Solea senegalensis (Senegalese sole)
Lineage: Eukaryota; Metazoa; Chordata; Actinopteri; Pleuronectiformes; Soleidae
Product: MORN repeat-containing protein 4-like
Exons: 5
Coding region: 147-593 (148 amino acids)
Source: RefSeq, a predicted model, not a curated record